Messenger RNA from Cydia strobilella, 874 nucleotides. Its product is annotated as peptidyl-prolyl cis-trans isomerase-like. The transcript has 3 exons. The record is from RefSeq and is a predicted model, not a curated record. Gene Ontology annotation, molecular function: peptidyl-prolyl cis-trans isomerase activity. NCBI's taxonomy places the organism in Eukaryota, Metazoa, Arthropoda, Insecta, Lepidoptera, Tortricidae. Gene Ontology annotation, biological process: protein peptidyl-prolyl isomerization; protein folding. The coding region runs from base 185 to 790 and encodes 201 amino acids. Gene Ontology annotation, cellular component: intracellular membrane-bounded organelle.
GCCACUUACUUCACUAAACUUGUCAAUUUGUUAAUAUUCUUGAGCUGUCAAUUUAGGUGUGAUUGGAGAGGAUACUUUUAGGUUAUAAUUUUUCGAAUUCGAAUUGAUAAAUUGAUAUCGCUAGCAGACUGGUCGUAUUUUUUGCUUUAGUGUCCCGAAGUCCCGAACAUCAACGUGUUUAAGGAUGUCGGUCGCGACUAUGUUACGGCGCUCUAUUAUUAACGGCACAGUGUAUUCAGCUGCUGCUCUGCGUUAUGCCUCAAGUCAACAGGAAAAGAAGGUUUUCUUUGAUAUCACUGCGGACGGCGAGCCUCUUGGCCGAAUUGUGAUAAAACUUCAUACUGAAGACGUGCCGAAAACGGCAGAAAACUUUAGAGCACUUUGCACAGGAGAAAAGGGAUUCGGCUAUAAAGGUUCUUCGUUUCACAGAAUUAUUCCCAGUUUUAUGUGCCAGGGCGGCGAUUUUACUAACCAUAAUGGUACUGGUGGCAAAUCCAUUUACGGGCGCACCUUCAAGGAUGAGAAUUUCAAGCUGAAGCACACCGGCCCCGGAAUCCUGUCCAUGGCUAACGCUGGCCCCGAUACUAAUGGUUCUCAGUUCUUUAUCACAACUGCCGCCACUCCCUGGCUGGACCGCAGGCAUGUUGUUUUUGGUGCUGUAGUUGAGGGGAUGGAUACUGUGCAAAAGAUGGAAAAGUUGGGUUCCAAGGGUGGGCAAGUAUCCAAGAAAGUUGUUGUCAAAGAAUGUGGAGAGAAGGAAGAAGAGAUUGCUGUGGAGAAGGCUCAGUGAUCUGUCAAGUCUUCUAAGAAUUUAAAUUAAACAAGAUAUUAAAAUAAGUAUGCAAUUUUAUUAUUCUCUAAAUGCAACAAAUUA